AUGCCUCAGACCGAUAAGCAAAUAUGCAUUCCGCCGGAGCUGCCGGAAUUGCUGAAGCAAUUUACCAAAGCCGCGAUCCGGACCCAGCCACCGGAUCUCAUCCAGUGGGCUGCGGAUUAUUUUGGGGCUAUGUGCCGCGGAGAGAUUCCUUCAGUGAGAGAGCGGUCUGAGCCAGUCCCUUCGUCUAACUGGGCAGAGCUUACACCUGAGCUGUUGAAGAUCCUGCAUGCGAGGGUUGGUGGCAGACUGAUUGUCCAUGUCGAAGAGCUGGCCCAAAUGUGGAAGGUGCUGAGUCUCCCAACAGAGCUGUUUAACAGUGUGAUGAAUGUGGGCCGCUUCACGGAGGAGAUUGAGUGGCUGAAGUUUUUAGCCCUCGCUUGCAGCUCUCUUGGUGUUACCAUUUCCAAAACUCUCCAGAUAGCAUGUGAAGUUUUAUCAUGUGACCAUGAUUCUGGACCUGCCCGGAUCCCUUUCAGCACCUUCCAGUUUCUCUACACAUAUAUUGCUGAAGUGGACGGCGAGAUCUCUGCAUCACACGUCAGCCGAAUGCUGAACUACAUUGAACAGGAAGUAAUUGGUCCUGAUGGUUUAAUCAAGGUGGUUGACUUUACUCAAAACCCAAGGGUUCGUCUGGAGUAA
Myotis lucifugus (little brown bat) is the source of this 639-nucleotide messenger RNA. It is a transcript of the gene ROPN1, whose product is annotated as rhophilin associated tail protein 1. The transcript has 5 exons. Bases 1 to 639 code for a protein of 212 amino acids. Lineage: Eukaryota; Metazoa; Chordata; Mammalia; Chiroptera; Vespertilionidae. The record is from RefSeq and is a predicted model, not a curated record.